Molecule: messenger RNA, 579 nt
Organism: Aspergillus costaricaensis CBS 115574
Lineage: Eukaryota; Fungi; Ascomycota; Eurotiomycetes; Eurotiales; Aspergillaceae
Exons: 4
Coding region: 1-579 (192 amino acids)
Source: RefSeq, a predicted model, not a curated record
AUGGCUUCCCGUACUUAUAAUCAAAAACCACUAUUCGAUACUCGACUAGACUUUGAAUUCGGGGCCUGGAAAGUCGGCAGAAUUCUCUCAAGCAAAAUUCGGAAGCAGGAAGACCCACAAGGUGGCUUUACGUAUGAGCGACAUGAGGUUUAUGAUGCUACAAGAGUUGAUCAACCUUCCAAUACGCCAGAUGUCAUAAAAAUUAAAAAAGCAGACCACAAGGAAGGAACAAAUUGGACUAACAUCAAUAGAAUCACGUUUUGGAGUAACCAUAGAUAUUUUGAGCCUAGUGACAGUGUUUACCGCGAAAUAUAUAAUCUAUCACAAUUAGAAGACUGCAGGAGGAUACCUAAGCUUCUUGGGUACGCUUUCGAACGACAAGACUCUAGCGGUGAAUUACCAGGCGGGUACAUUGCAUAUAUUGUGAUGCAGAAGGUCCCUGGGGAGAAUCUACAUGGCUUCGACACACUUCCAAGAGAGGAGCAAAACCGAAUUCGAAUUGCCUUUAUUGAAGCGUUAUGUUUUAUCGUGGAUCUUGAAGAUGCCGAGCAACAUACCGAUCGAACAAAGGAUGAUUGA